This is a messenger RNA of Verticillium alfalfae VaMs.102, 1845 nucleotides long. Its product is annotated as calcium/calmodulin-dependent protein kinase kinase. The transcript has 5 exons. Gene Ontology annotation, cellular component: cytoplasm. The coding region runs from base 1 to 1845 and encodes 614 amino acids. Gene Ontology annotation, molecular function: protein serine/threonine kinase activity; ATP binding. Lineage: Eukaryota; Fungi; Ascomycota; Sordariomycetes; Glomerellales; Plectosphaerellaceae. The record is from RefSeq and is a predicted model, not a curated record. Gene Ontology annotation, biological process: protein phosphorylation; intracellular signal transduction.
AUGGCCGAUCCCGAGAUACCGGCCGCGAGCCUGUCCUCGCCCGAGAUUGCCAUCCAUAGCGGCGACGGUUCCGAUUCCGAGCCUCGUCCACCCCUGACCCCUCACAUGUACGUCCAGCCUUCUCGCGAAUCCAAUGCCUUGGUCUGGUCUCACCCUCAUCCACCCCGCGCCGCACGCACAUCACCCUCGGAACCCACAGCACACACCAAGAGCUAUCACAGCCCCAUGCGCCACCACCGUCGCACACCAUCCGCCCACCGCGAGGUCAAGGAGACUCUCGACGCCCGCACAGAGUACCCCGGCGAAGGGGACGAGGGCCAGAGCCACCACCGCAUCAACCAGUACAUCAUCAAGGAGGAGAUUGGCCGAGGCUCCUACGGCGCCGUCCACCUCGCUGUCGAUCAGUUUGGUACCGAAUAUGUCAGUCAUCCGCCGACUAUCACAUUCAAUUUGGGCCGUGCUUACCUGCCCCAGGCCGUCAAGGAGUUUUCCAAGGCGAGUGAGGAGUGCUGCCGUUGCUGGUUCCGCGACCUGAUUCUGGGCAUCGAGUAUCCUCCAGUCCAUGCCCAAGGUGUCAUUCACCGCGACAUCAAACCGGACAAUCUUCUUCUGACGGAAGACGAGGUUCUCAAGGUCGUCGACUUUGGCGUCUCGGAAAUGUUCGAGAAGCCAGACAGGAUGAUGACAGCCAAGUCGGCCGGCUCCCCCGCCUUUCUAGCCCCUGAGCUCUGCGUGGCCCGUCAUGGUGAUGUCUCGGGCAAGGCUGCUGAUAUUUGGUCCAUGGGCGUCUCUCUGUACUGCCUGCGCUACGGCAAGCUGCCUUUCAGCCACGACGGCGUCUUGGAGAUAUACGAGGCGAUAAAAAGCGAUCCUCACGAGGUGCCAGAAGAUGAGAAUCCUCACUUGGCAGACCUCCUUAGCAAAAUCCUCGAGAAAGACCCCCAGAACCGCAUCAAGAUGGCCGACCUACGGCAACAUCCCUGGGUCACCAAGGAAGGCGCCGACCCCCUGCUCUCGGAAGACGAUAACUGUGCGAUGCUUGUCGACCCCCCUAACGAGCUUGAACUGAACCGCGCUUUCACCAGGAAGAUGAAUCAUCUCCUCUGCGUCAUGAAGGCCAUCCAGAAAUUCAAAGUCGUCCUAGCCCGACACCGCGCCAACGCCGCCAACCGCAGGGACGACGCUCUGCCUGCCCCCAAGGAGUCUGAUUUCGACCCGGCCGAGGCCCGCGCCCGCGCCGAGGAGAUUGAGGCUCUCGUCGAGCGGCGUCGCAACUUUAUCGCCCGCCACAACUCGAGCCGCGGCACCGGCGACGGCAGCAGGGCCGCGUCCCCACGCCCCGAAGCGGUUCCUGAGCUCUUGACCGAGCUGGAGCCCCUCUUCCUCGGUAUCGGCACCGGCGCGUGCGACGAGUUUGGCGAGCCUUUGACUGCCGAUACGGUGGCCGAGUCACCGACGAAUGCCGACUUUAAUGUCUACGACCGGGCGUACGAGGAGGAGGUGCAGCGCAUCAUGGCCAAUCCGGCGAGGAAACCGACGAUGUACCUAACACGCUUUGUCAAGGAAAGGGAGAAUUACCGCACAGUGGCCAACGUUGUGGAUGGUACGGGAGGACAUGGCCCAGGUCCUGAUGAGGGUAAGGGGCGGUUCGCCGACUUGGUGACGAGGCUGGGGCAGGCGGUAAGGAGCAAGGAGGAGAGCAGGGAGCCCGCCGGGGCAGAUAGUGAGAAGGGCGAGGUCGCCGAUAAGCUGGAGCAGGCCAGUGGCAUGCCGCACGAGGCAAUCGCCGAGGGCCAGGGUCAAGUCGUCGCCGCCGGUGAGAAGGAGGCGUUGACAGCGAGCUGA